Truncatella angustata is the source of this 1704-nucleotide messenger RNA. Its product is annotated as CDP-alcohol phosphatidyltransferase. Bases 427 to 1704 code for a protein of 425 amino acids. Gene Ontology annotation, biological process: phospholipid biosynthetic process. The transcript has 4 exons. Gene Ontology annotation, cellular component: membrane. Gene Ontology annotation, molecular function: phosphotransferase activity, for other substituted phosphate groups. The record is from RefSeq and is a predicted model, not a curated record. NCBI's taxonomy places the organism in Eukaryota, Fungi, Ascomycota, Sordariomycetes, Amphisphaeriales, Sporocadaceae.
CAAUGCUGGGUAGAACCCCUCAUAGCCCCUGGUUUGAAUGAGGCCAAAAUCGUGACUACGGUUUAGACUCUGAGUCGGUCCUCGGUCUCCACUACGCCGGCGUGGACCCUAGAAAGUCGACUUUAACCAAAACUUCACCGUCUGCCUUUCAAAGUCUUGGGUGUUGCGCUCGUGUACAAGACACCAAACAACUCACCUCGCCUCUCAUAAUGCUGCACUUGGCGUAGUAACGUCGACUAGCCUCUCUUCCCUUUCAGCAGAACCCCUCCCUCUUGAAACGGCGACCACGACUUCUGGGAAACGACCACCACGUGAAGCUCACGUUACAGUUAGUUGUGCGGGUCCCAAUUAUAGGAGUCGGUUGAGUACGAUACGAACAAGACCACCGCGGCAAGCCGCCACUUCAGGCUCUACGACAGCGGCAAGAUGGCAGCAAGUCAAAGAAAAGCCGUCGCCGAAUGCAUCUCCGAUGAUGCCCUCAUCCACCUCAAAUCAUACAAAUACUCCGCCGUCGACAAAUCGCCUGUCUCGAAUUACAUAUUACGGCACUGGUGGAACGCCUUCGUCGAGCUCCUUCCGCUAUGGCUUGCGCCGAACAUGGUGACCCUCAUUGGGUUCUUCUUCAUACUGGGGAAUAUAGGGUUGCUCGUGAUAUUCAUGCCAGACCUAGUGGGGCCUGGUCCUUCAUGGCUUUAUCUUAGUUUUGCCUUCGGUCUCUUCAUGUAUCAGACCAUGGACAACAUUGACGGCAAGCAAGCGCGGCGAACGGGAACCUCUAGCGGCCUUGGGGAACUCUUCGACCAUGGAAUCGACUCCCUGAAUUGUACACUCGCUAGUUUGCUGGAAACAGCUGCCAUGGCUCUGGGCACAUCGAAAUCCGGCGUCUUCACCGCACUAGUGCCCUGCCUUCCUAUGUUCUUCUCGACUUGGGAGACAUACCAUACACACACUCUCUAUCUUGGCUACUUCAACGGACCGACUGAAGGUCUACUCAUAGCAUGUGCCGUUAUGGCGCUCUCCGGAAUCUAUGGACCCGGAAUCUGGACCCAGCCCAUCGUUGACUUGGUAGGGUCCAAGAACCUUCUCGGAUAUGAUCAUCUGAUUGGCGAUCACUCGAUCCGAGACAUCUGGAUUUUGAUCAUUGUUGGCUCGCUCUUCAUUGGCCAUGUUCCUUUCUGCGUGCUCAACGUUGUGAAAGCUCGCAGAAAGAACAAUCUUCCUGUGCUGCCAGUCUUCCUCGAGUGGACGCCCAUGGCAGUAUACACUUUCUCUAUUGGGGCGUGGUUAUACUCGCCAUACACAACUUUGAGGGAGGAUAAUCAUUUAGUGCUAUUUUGCUUGACCAUGUCUUUCGUCUUCGGCCGCAUGACAACGAAGAUGAUCCUUGCCCAUCUCACCAGGCAGCCUUUUCCCUACUGGACAGUCAUGCUCGCACCACUUGUCGGAGGAGCUAUCCUGGCCAACCUGCCUCGGCUUGGGUUCGAGCCGAUAUCCGCCAAGAACGAACUUCUCUACCUCUACGGAUAUUUCAUCUUCUCGGCAGUCGUAUAUUUCCGUUGGGCAUACUUGGUGACUACGAGUAUCUGCAACUUCCUUGGUAUCAAUGCCCUGACAAUUCCAUACGAAAAGCAACAGGAGAACAAACGAAAACUCCAAGAGGCAAAAGCUGCGAAUGGGAAAGCCAAUGGAAAGAAAGAGCUAUAG